AUGGUUGACCCGUUGUGGUGCCGAGUUACCUUGUCGUCACCAGCUCAUGAAGGAUUCCUGCCUGGUUACCUACAUAUCGGCAAGGCUGCCACGCAACCAGUAAGCGCCAGACAUGCGCGGUAUGCCGACAGCCUCCCGGAGCAUGCUGAUCCGGCGAUUUGGGCGCAUGAUUCUCUUACAUCGGUCAAAAGGGUGCACAAGCUGCUGCAGUGUACUGAAAGUCAUGGGCUUGGAGCCAACCGACGAGACUGUCGAACCCGACGUCUUCACGCGGGUACCGGGCCGUACGGUCUUGACUGGGGCGGCAUUUUCCUUCCGGCUCCUCGAGACGCAGACUCGGUCUUCCAUGAGCUGGCCACAUGA
Molecule: messenger RNA, 363 nt
Organism: Plenodomus lingam JN3
Lineage: Eukaryota; Fungi; Ascomycota; Dothideomycetes; Pleosporales; Leptosphaeriaceae
Source: RefSeq, a predicted model, not a curated record